Messenger RNA from Phycomyces blakesleeanus NRRL 1555(-), 702 nucleotides. RefSeq lists its product as hypothetical. Bases 1 to 702 code for a protein of 233 amino acids. The record is from RefSeq and is a predicted model, not a curated record. NCBI's taxonomy places the organism in Eukaryota, Fungi, Mucoromycota, Mucoromycetes, Mucorales, Phycomycetaceae. The transcript has 4 exons.
AUGCAGUCAAUUAAGCUCUAUGAUCUCGCACUCAACGACUUUGAGAAGAAGUGCGGGUCUCCUAAUACCUUGAAAGCCCGUAUUUCUUUAAACAUCAAGGGUAUUCCAUUUGACACUGUGUGGGUUCAACUUGGGGAGAUCCCAACUGUAAUUCCUAAAUUGACAAAGACCACCGAAACUCCAACUGUUCCCAUUAUUGUGGAUACCAGUAAAAACCUUGUCAUACAAGAUUCGUGGAAAAUUGCUCAGUACCUUGAGGCCACCUAUCCUGACGCCCCCAGUCUUUUUCAUGGAAAUGAAGCUUUAUACAAGGCUGCCCAAGAAAGCAUUGAUAUGUUAUCAAUGCCUUUUUCCUGUCUUGUUAUCGUGAAUAUAGCAAACAGAAUUGGUGAUGAAGCUGUCAAAAACGAGUUUAGAAAGACUCGUGAAGCCAUGUUCGGAACUACUCUUGAGAACUUUGCCGGAAAUCCAGAAGAUAAAAUUAAACUCGCCAAUGAAGUACUGAAGGAUAUUAGAGCUAAACUAGCAAAGUCUGUUUACUUGUCUGGAUCUAAAGUGGGAUGGACUGAUGUUGUAUGGCUUUCAUACCUUGUGAUGGUAGACGUUCUUAACCAUGACGUCUUCCAAGCCAGAAUAUUGGAUGGUGUUCCGGGCGAUAAUACUUUGAGGGAAUGGUAUGAGCGUAUGGCCAAAUACGUAUAA